AUCGGCCGUCCUGUUCUAUCUGGCAACGUCGCAGACCGAACGAUGAGGCAUGGAAACGCACAAUUUAGACACCGCCUCGGACUAUCUUAACAAGUUACUGCUUGCCCGUGGGCUUCUCAGGAAUGGCAAACCCAUCGAUUUCGCCGAGCCGACAAGGGCAUCGGAUGGCGUCGAUGGUACCAUGACCCGGGUCAUUAAUCUGAUUCACGACCUAAUAAUAAGAAGAGAUCGAGAAGCCGAACAACACGAGAAUCUGGCCAGUAUGAUUCGGAAUCUCCGGAAUACAGAAGCGAAACAAACUGUUGAGAUUGAACGUCUAGAGGCCAAGGUGCAAGAGCAAGGCCGCUCUCUCGCGCUCACCGAAGGACAGGAACGGGUCUUCAAGGCCAACCUUCGAAACGCAGAGGGAACGAUACGAAAGUUGAAAGAACAAGUCCAGCGGAUGAAGUCUACUAUCCAGCAGAUACGAGCCCAAUACACCACCGAUAUCCGAAAGCGUGAUCUCGAGAUACAGAAGCUGAAGACUCGCGUGACCGAGCGGACUCGCGGCAAGAAAGACGGGCCAGGAGUCACAACGGUUACCAUCAUACCCCCGCCGAAGCCCACUAUUUCUCGGCAGAAGUCCAGCGAAGGUGGAGAAGGGGUGGAUACUCCGGGAUAUAGUCUUAAGGAAGAAACAACGGAAUUUCUCACCCAGCUCUGUCAAAACUUGAGCGACGAAAACGAUGCUUUGAUACGCCUGGUGCAAGGCACCAUAAAGACCUUGAAGGAGCUUCAGGGCUUGAGCGAAGCAGAUGCAAACGAUAGCACUUUGGGUCCAGAUUCCCUCGAGCCAGAAUCGGACCCGCUAGUCGGACCGAUGCCCCCAUAUGAAACCCUCUCACAAGAGAUGUCCUACGUGCUUGACCAAUUAAGAGCACUCUUGACGAAUCCGUCGUUUGUUUCUCUCGAGGAAGUCGAGAUUAGGGAUAACGAGAUAUCCCGUCUGCGGGAUGGCUGGGAGAAGAUGGAAGCAAGAUGGAAGGAGGCCGUGGGAAUGAUGGACAACUGGCAUAAGCGUAUGGCAUGUGGUGGUGAUGGCGUCAAUAUAGAUGAACUGAAGCGGGGGAUGAAGCUGGGGUCUAGCACUGACCAUGGUGUCGCCCACCGAGUGCCAGACACGCACGGAUCGGAUGGCAGGGGGAACUCGCGAUGAGCGACUUUGGAGGAGGCAUCCAUGGAUGCCUAGACUGCGUGAUGGCGAGCGCAAUCGUAAGUCAACGAGGAGGAGGAGGAAUGGUUCGAGUGGCGCAAUCAACCCACUCAUGAACUGCUUCCUUGAACUUUCGAUGCACGAGUUUUGCCAAAGUGACUCCAAAGACUCAAACCCAGUCCUCCAACGACAAAACCCAACAAUGUCGUCAACUUUACAGCUGCCAACAAAAAAAAACAAAUUUUGGCAGUCGACAUCUGAUGCGGCUUUUGCGACGACUUUGAUUCUAAUAAUGCUUGUUCUACAGGGCCCGACCUUUGAGUCAAUGGUCGCCACACCCUCUCCAGCCGUGUGGUGUGACACAACAUCGGUUGGGGAUUCAAAACACAACCAAAUUGGUCCAUGGAUACGGAGUAGAUAGUUGCCAUUCACGACUGAAGAGGUGGGAAAUAUUUGCAGGAUUGAUUUCUGUUUUGCUUUUUCGAUGGCCAGUAUCCCAAUCUGACCUCCGGGCUGCAUCGUGAGUUUUGUCCCCCUUCUCUGGAAGAGAUAUAUGAACCCCCCUCCUUCCUUCCCCCCCCCGGUUUUCCCCUACCUUGGUAUUCCGCAGAAAUGCAGAGCAGGUCCCUUAUGCUUCCCUCUCCCCGACCCGAAUUGCAUGUACAGUAUAUAAAUUUGGAUCUUGAGAUGAGA
Coccidioides posadasii C735 delta SOWgp is the source of this 1885-nucleotide messenger RNA. RefSeq lists its product as uncharacterized. The record is from RefSeq and is a predicted model, not a curated record. NCBI's taxonomy places the organism in Eukaryota, Fungi, Ascomycota, Eurotiomycetes, Onygenales, Onygenaceae.